This is a messenger RNA of Psylliodes chrysocephalus, 591 nucleotides long. Lineage: Eukaryota; Metazoa; Arthropoda; Insecta; Coleoptera; Chrysomelidae. The record is from the annotation of a GenBank genome assembly.
AUGAAUGUAAAACUUAAAUCUAACGCUAAAAAAUUAAUAGAAAGUGAAAAUAUUGAAGAACUGCAUCUAUUUUGUGACGGAUGUCCUGGUCACCAUAAUACGAUUUCUUUUGGCUCUGGUAAUGAAAAGUUCCAGAUAAUUAUUAUUUUCUUUUCGCAACGAGGUCACUCAUUCAAUGAUUGUGACAGGGAUUUUGGCACAGUAAAAAGCAAAAUUCGUCGCCUGGACCGGAUUUUCUCUGUAGAAGAAUAUGAAGACCUAAUAGUUUCUUCAUCUAGAAGCAAUAAAUUCGACGUUAGACAUGUAACUCACGUAGAUGUAACUGGUUUCGAACAGUGGUGGCCGGAUUUCUUUAAGAAGAAAGUGUUGUCUACACGAAGUCUUGGCAAACAAGUUCCAAAAGAAGAAAAGGUUAAUUUCACUAUCAACUCCUUCUAUGAAUUCAGCUUUAACUCAGAAAAUUUGGGUGUCAUAUUUGCCAAACCAUACAUUGGCAGCUGUGUUGAGGUACGCUAUCUUUUUUUGAAAACUCUACAACGAAGCCAUUCCGAAAAUAGCGGUGCCCGAUCUUUAGAAUUUUCCAGCCUAUGA